Messenger RNA from Thecamonas trahens ATCC 50062, 674 nucleotides. RefSeq lists its product as uncharacterized. The record is from RefSeq and is a predicted model, not a curated record. Bases 42 to 467 code for a protein of 141 amino acids. NCBI's taxonomy places the organism in Eukaryota, Apusomonadida, Apusomonadidae. The transcript has 2 exons.
CGUACCCGUUGACCUCGACCCGGCUGUUCUGGGUGCAGUGAAUGCUCUCGUCGUCUUCAAAGAUGUCUUUGCGUGAUGCCACUGGUGCGCGUGCGGCGCGGUCGGCGCUGUUUGGGGCACGGCGCGAGGGUGAUGAUGAGGCGCAGCGGGCGUUCGCCUCGCGCAACCUGGACAUGCAGGUCCAGCAGAACGACGCAGAGAUCCAGGCCAUUGCGUCCAAGGUCUCCACGGUCAAGCACAUCUCCAUCGAGAUGCGGUCGAUUCUCGGCCAGCAGCUCGACGACAUCGAGGAUCUGGACGGCUCGAUGACGUCGGCCAACUCGAUGCUGGGGAGGACCAUGAACCGCCUCUCGGACAUGAUCGCCACUGGCGGCUCACGCAACAUCUGCUACCUCGCACUCUUUAUGGUUGCCAUCUUCUUUGUCCUCUACUCGCUCUUCCAGUACUUUCGCGCUUCCGAGGCCUAGCCGCCUUCUCCAGUCUGCUGCGCAUUGCUCGCGCCGCGGUUGCCAUGGAGGUUGGAGCUGUGAGGCAAUGACCACAAGUCACCUAUCAUGGAGAAAAGGAAAGGGGGGAUGAAGACCAAAGAGGCUGAUCUCUCGAGUCUUCUUGUUGGCGGCCGUCGAGCUGCAGCCACGCACCCGGCGGUCUCGUAAACAUGAGUGCCACCGCCA